GAGCAGUCGGAGGGAGACCAGAAGCGCAAAGAGAGGUCUCUCCGUUGCGGUGUUGUUGCGGUGCAGCCAGCUCGUGCUCUGCCACUCCGCUGCUUCGAAGCCCCAGCUCGUCACACACUCAUCAUGGCUCGUGGUUUGAAGAAGCAUUUGAAGAGGCUCAAUGCGCCCAAGCAUUGGAUGCUCGACAAAUUGGGUGGCGCCUUUGCACCUAAGCCCUCUCCGGGACCUCACAAGGAGCGAGAAUGUCUGCCGUUGGUAGUUAUGCUGAGGAACAGGCUGAAGUAUGCUUUGACCUACCGCGAAGUAGUUGCCAUCGUUAUGCAGCGCCUCAUCUCCAUUGAUGGCAAGGUCCGCACUGACAAGUGCUACCCUGCAGGUUUCAUGGAUGUCAUCUCCAUUGCCAAGACCAACGAGAAUUUUCGUCUAUUGUACGACAACAAGGGUCGUUUCACCCUUCAUCACAUCAGUGCUGAGGAAGCUAAGUACAAGCUGUGCAAAGUGAGGUCUGCUCAGUUUGGAGACAAGGGUGUUCCCCACAUCACCACCUUCGAUGGUCGCACCAUCAGAUACCCAGACCCUCUUAUCAAGGCUAACGACACAGUGAAGAUCAACCUUGAGACAGGGAAGGUCGUUGAGUUUAUUAAAUUCGACGUUGGCAACAUUGUUAUGGUGACCGGCGGGCGAAACAGAGGGCGUAUUGGUGUUAUCCACCAUCGUGAGAAGCACAAAGGUAGUUUUGAUAUCAUCCAUGUGACAGACGCCACCGGAAACCAGUUUGCCACACGUAUGGGUAAUGUGUACACUAUUGGGCAGGGCACUAAGCCUUGGAUCACCCUUCCCCGCGGCAAGGGUAUUAAGCUAAGCAUUGUGGAGGAGGCCAAGAAGCGCAAAGCUACCCUUAAGCAAGCUGCUCAGGUUGUAUCCCCGGUCUUUUCUUGCAAUUUUGAUUUAUGCGUAUGGAGGUCGAUUUCUGUAUUUUUUGGAGAAAGUAAAACCUUCACGUUUUUCAAAUUCACACUUAAACUGGUCACGUUACUUGCCCGGACUUAGUUUAAGAUAGAAUGCAGUCAACCAAGUGAAAGAUUUUUCCAUUCCAUUUCAGAGUCUGUGCGAUUACUUAAAGACUAACCCAACUGGAGCAAAACUUGAAUUUCCACUGAUUUUAGGAGAACAAGGAAUAAACUUAGUCAUCCAGACUCAUUAUUAACACUUUCGCUAGCAUCAGUUCUAACACAACGUUGGAGGAGGUUAUCUCAAGUAAUUUCAGUUCAAAGACAGACAAUUUGACUUGAUGCUCUUCUACAAUUAAAGGAGGUCCAGACAUGAAGGCCAUGAAGUUGGAUCAAAAUCUUAUUUCAUAUGGACAUGGUCUUAGAAUUAGAAAAAACCCAUUUCAAGUGUAGGAUCCUACACUAGGGAGGUAACUUCUGGCAGUUGUGAGAUUUCCAACGAUGAUGACUCAGUGUUACCAUGCGUCUCGCAAGAUAUUAAUUGUUGUGGAUGUUUUGACUGCAGCGAAUGAAAAGUCCCAUAGGGGUGAAAUCUUCCUUACAUUCA
Messenger RNA from Physcomitrium patens, 1557 nucleotides. Its product is annotated as small ribosomal subunit protein eS4x. Gene Ontology annotation, molecular function: RNA binding; structural constituent of ribosome. The record is from RefSeq and is a predicted model, not a curated record. Gene Ontology annotation, cellular component: ribosome; cytosolic small ribosomal subunit. Gene Ontology annotation, biological process: translation. Lineage: Eukaryota; Viridiplantae; Streptophyta; Bryopsida; Funariales; Funariaceae.